AGGAUCUUGUCCAUGGCAUCAGCAGGAAAUGUCUGUGAGCAAGGGGAGUGCGAGGGCAGCAGAUCCAGCCCUCCUGGCUGGAGGACCGCAAGGCCUUCUUACCAAAUGCCCAUGCCCCCACCUGCAGUCCAUCUCCCAGAACCCUCUCUUGCCAUCCUGCACCACGCAGUGACGGAAGCUGAUGCUGCCAGCUUUCCUACAGGCUCUGCUGCCCAGCAUCUCUGCAGGGCUGCUCUCCCUGCACUGGAGUGCUCAGUGUGGCAUCUCUUCCCUCCCCUGCUUCCACCCACAGUUGUUUGGAGGAUACCUCAGGCCUGCUGAGAGGAUGGACGUCGUCCUCACAGCCCUUCAAGCGCUGGUUGACUCCAGCAUCUAUGACAAGGAGGCAGCCUGCAGUGUGAUGGCCGUGGCCAUGGAAGACCACGCCUUCUGGAUGCCAGAUAAAGCCCAGUUCAUGACCUUCAUCCGCAAGAACUUGAGGAGCAUCACCACAAAGGCAGCGCGGCGCUGCCUGGACUCCCUGCUCCUCCUUCUGACCAGCCAGAUGCCGGCGGAAGAAGUCAGGAGCCUGCUGAAGUCCUCUCCACCAAGCGACAGCAACGCCCUGGACCCGUGGGAGGUGAUGCUCUGCAUGCCGCAGACCUUGGAGAAGGUCUUGAAGGAGGUGACCAAGGGCUCACAGCUGAGCAGGCUGGUAGAAGGAGUCACAGAAGACACCUGUAUCCUCUUCUUGGCUCUAAUGGCAAAGAGUGAAGAUAACGAGGACUUUUUUGGUGACCUACGCCACCUCAAGACUUUUCUGAAGCAUCCAAGCGUGGAGAUGCACAGCGUGGUGCUCAGAGGGCUUGUCGUACUCUCCGAGACACGGGAGAAGGCAAGAAAAAUGCGGGUGGUGCUGCCAGAGAUCAUGGCCACCCUGCAGGAUGCCAGCGCAGACAUCAAGAUGAAGGCCCUGUUUGUCAUUCAAAACAUCAUGGGCUGCGUGAAGAGGAAGGAGGCCAGCUCCAUUGCCUCCAGUGCCGUGCAGGUGUCCUCCAUCCGUCUCUACAGAGACAUGGUGCAGGCCGUGGUCUGGUGCCACCGGAGCAGAAUGAAGGGGACGGUGCGCAGGGGCCUGGUCCCACUGCUCCUUCGGAUGCACGAUGAGAACCAGGACGUGGCCCAGGUACAGUUUUCCGCCCCACCGAGGGCACGGUGA
Messenger RNA from Centrocercus urophasianus (Greater sage-grouse), 1198 nucleotides. RefSeq lists its product as uncharacterized. The record is from RefSeq and is a predicted model, not a curated record. Lineage: Eukaryota; Metazoa; Chordata; Aves; Galliformes; Phasianidae. The transcript has 6 exons. Gene Ontology annotation, cellular component: cytoplasm. The coding region runs from base 182 to 1198 and encodes 338 amino acids.